UAUGUUUUUAUGUAUGCAUCUGUAGCACCCAUGUCCUCUCCUUUUCCCUCUCCUUGUUCUUUGUAGCAGUGUGUGUAGCCUGCCCAUGUCAUGGCAUGCCAAGGGAAGGCAGAAAGAAUUGCACAAAACAACAGAGAGGCAGGCAGGCAGGCAGAUGAUGGUCUUGAUCAUCAGCUGGAUUUAGUUAGUUUUGUGUGUCAUACUAUAAUAAUACACACAUGGGAUGAUAGUUAAUUCAAUUAGGGGAGUACUUGUUUGUAUGCACAUCUCCAUGUGUAUGUGUGUGUGUGUGCAUGCAUGCUUGCAUAUGCAGCAAACACACACAAAGUUUGUUUAUUUAUUUGUUUAUUUGCUCCUGGUGGUCAGCCUGAACUGGCUGGCCUUUUGGGGUUUCUUUUUUCAAUCUCCUUUUCUUUCUUGUACUAGUAUACUAUUCUACAGGUGGUAGGAUCAGUUCCUGUUUGGAUGGUAGGCUGAAACUGGUGCAGUGGGCACCUCUCAUCCCCUCCCAGUUCCACAUUUUGAAGAAAAAAUAUAUCUUCAUCGGUCUUGGGCUAAAUUAUUCAAGGUUGUAUAUGGUGGUUAGAACCCAAUUCUGGAUUAGUUCUUGGGGAAUUCCCUAAUUUGGCCAUGGUUUGGUUCCCAUUAUUGACACCACCACCACCACAGGAAUUUUCAGCUCAGCCUGGCACUGUUGGAGAGUAGUAGCAGCAUCAGCAUGAGCUAAGUUGUCACCAAAGAUCCAAAUUUUUGCUGUGUUGCUUGGUUCUUGAAGGCAACUAUUCAUUUAAUUGGCUUCUGCUUCUGAGUUCUGAGUUCUGAAUAAUUGGAUGGACAUGGAUUGCUUGCUCCCCUUUCUUCCAUGAAAGUGCAGGUGAGGUUUAGCUAGCUAGCUCUGGUGCCAAGAACAAGCUGAAGAACAAAGAAGAGGUUGUCAAGCUGAAGCUGAGAGGAGAAAAGAGAGAUAGAGAGAGAUGGAAGGUGAUAGCUUCUCAGGGAUGGCCAAUGGCGGCCAGGUGGACAACAAGCUGAUCCAGACAUUCCACAAGAGCUUCGUUCAGGUUCAGAGCAUCCUGGACCAGAACCGGAUGCUCAUCAACGAGAUCAACCAGAACCACGAGUCCCGGGCGCCGGACAACCUCACCCGGAACGUCGGCCUCAUCCGGGAGCUCAACAACAACAUCCGCCGUGUCGUCGGCCUCUACGCCGACCUCUCGGCGUCGUUCGCCCGCACGAUGGAUGCCUCGUCGGAGGGCGAUUCGUCAGGGACGCUCCGCUCCUCCGACGGGGCAGGCCGGUCCGGCCAGAAGCGUGUCCGGCCCGGCUAGGAUCAGGUGCCAUUCUUGGCAUUUUGAUGCUCAGAUCAAAUAGGGUGGAUGAAGAUGAAGAUGAAGAUGAUGGUGAUGAUGCCAUUGUCACUUCUUGGGGACUUCUCUAGUGGUGUUACUAUUAGGCUUAGUUACUCUUAAUUUCUUUCUUGACCUCUUCAUCAUCUUCUCUACAAAUGCUUUUGCACGAGUGUAUCAUUAGGGAGAAGCAAAACCUUUUACUAUGUAGAAGAAGCUGCUAUGAUGAUGAGAGAAAACGGCAAUGUAGUAGUUCUUGACCAUCUCUGCUCAUGGUUGUCAGCCUUACUGAUACUAGCAUUCAGUUGUUUGAUUCCUGACUAGAUUCAGGUUGUUGUACAUGAGAGCAUAUGCAGAUGCAGUGUUGCAUCUCUGCAGGUGUGCCAGAUUGGUCAGUUCAUCAUCUCUCUCACUGGAUAGAUUUCAAUGUCUCACUGGAUAGAUUUCAAUGUCAUUCAGUUCUUAUAUCCUUAA
Messenger RNA from Oryza sativa Japonica Group (Japanese rice), 1820 nucleotides. The record is from RefSeq and is a predicted model, not a curated record. NCBI's taxonomy places the organism in Eukaryota, Viridiplantae, Streptophyta, Magnoliopsida, Poales, Poaceae.